UUCAUUGGUUAAAAAAUUUGCUUCCUUUUGGCUGAUUGGAUAGCAACACUAUCACGUGUUCGGAAAUGCACCGGAGAAAAACGGGACACUGGGGACAAACUAUUCACUUGGACAAUGGCAGCUUCAAGGAAAGUGGGAUCUUUGCGCCUGCCUCCGCUGCCCACUGUAGGUGAGCUGAUAAAGCUGUACAACCUGCGAGCAGAGAAGCAGCUUUCCCAGAACUUUCUGCUGGACUUAAAGCUUACAGACAAGAUAGUUCGCCAGGCCGGCAGUUUGACGGGUGCUCACGUCUGCGAGGUGGGUCCAGGUCCCGGUGGUCUCACCCGCUCCAUUCUCAAUGCAGAAGCGGCAGAUGUGCUAGUUGUGGAGAAAGAUUCACGCUUCAUCCCUGGACUGAAGCUGCUGUCUGAGGCGUCAGCAGGCCGGCUGAGGAUCGUUCACGGAGACAUUCUCACCUACAGGAUGGAUCGAGGAUUCCCAGCAGCUAUCUCGAAGCCUUGGGAGGAAGACCCACCAAACCUCCACAUCAUUGGGAACCUACCAUUCAGUGUCUCGACCCCGCUUAUUAUCAAGUGGCUGGAAAAUAUAGCGGACAGGACGGGGCCGUUCACCUUCGGACGUGCCCGACUCACCCUCACGUUCCAGAAAGAGGUGGCAGAGAGGUUGACAGCCAGCACCGGCAGCAGACAGAGAAGUCGUCUGUCCAUCAUGGCUCAGUAUCUCUGCACCGUCAAGAAGCGCUUCGUCAUCCCUGGUCGAGCGUUUGUUCCCAAGCCAGAGGUGGAUGUGGGAGUAGUUCACUUCACCCCUUUGGUCAAGCCUCAGAUUCAACAGCCCUUCAAGCUGGUGGAGAAAGUAGUCAGGAAUGUUUUCCAGUUCCGUCGGAAGCACUGCCAUAAAGGAAUCAGAAUGCUGUUUCCGGAGGCGUGCCGCUUGGAGCUGACGGAGGAGAUGAUGCAGAGGGCAGACGUGGACCCCGUUCUGCGCCCCACCGAGCUCACCAUACCCCACAUAAGGGCCUUGUCGGACGCCUACGCUCACCUCUGCGCCAACGACCCCAACCUCUUUAGCUACGACUUCAGAGAAGAACUCAGGCUGAAGCACCUGGGGAGGAAUCACCACACUUCAGUGGACGUGUUUAAAGAGAUGCCGAGUGCUCCGCAACCGUGCUGAAAACAAGCAUGAAAACCAAAAGGAGCCCACUAAUAGCCUCUGCUAGCGCAGAAAGACAACACAUUGCUCUUAGCCUUGACAUUUCCACCUAGCACAGACAUGCAUUUUUAAACAUUCUCUUUGCACCCAGGGAGAAAUAAGUCAUUCGAAACACAUGAACGGGUGUACGAGCGGUGCUUGCCUUCCAUGCAUUUUUGGAAAGGGAAAGAAAGCAGCUAGUUGCCCGUAGCAGCUCCUGGCGAGUAAGUAUCUCUUUAUGUCCCAUUUCUUUUUUCAUUUCUGUCUAACACCUUGUCCUGUGGGAGCUGAAAGAAAUGUCAGUGCUUUCAGGGUGAUUUAGAGAUCGGGAACAUGGCAGCUCCACAUCCAGGACAAUUUUUUUUCAUUCAAGUGUGUAUUGCUCCAUCACUUGGGAGACGGACCUUAAAGGGUUGCUGAAAUUGCUGUGAAUUUGUCAGCUCAAAUAAAAAAACAGACAAAAUAAGGAUCAGAACUCAUAGUACAAUAAUUUUUAACAGUCUUUUCUGGGUUUUUUUUUUUUUUUGCAUUCUCUCAAUAAAUAUUUUGAUUACGUAAGCCGUUGUUUGUACGUAUGCCAAAGCUACCAGUAAAUGAGCCAAUAUAUUACCAGUGAGUUUGGUCUUAUCAAAUUAAAACGCUUUCUAAGCAAAACGUAUGUUGUGAAUAAACUCAAAGCUGUAAUUAUUAUUCAAAUAUUAUAUGAAAGUGUUUUAAAUACUCCUCUUUGAAUAUUAUAGCAGGUUUUUACCAGCAGAACAUGACGCUGCUGCUCCCUGCCAGUGCGACAGAUGGUAUGCUUGGGUUGACUUGCCAGAAAGCGACUUGGUUCCGUUUUGAUGUGCGAUGGGUAAUAAUCUCUUGCAGCAAUGGAAAAUUCACAUGCAUCGAUAUGCUGCGUUCUGCAGUUCACUCUUUGGCCUUAAUGAAAUCCUGAGUGGUGCAGUGCAAUGCCGAGCUUUUAUUUUGGUAAGCGAGGGAACGUGGCUGAUUUUAAUGGUGAGAAAUUAUGUCAUGCAGAGGAGCAGCAGGGUAGUGAUGUGCUAAUGAGGUAUGGCUGUGCAGUGAGGCAGACACCUCUUUGGACGCUGCAGUAUUUUCAUGAGGUCUCUGAAUGUCAGAUUCCAUGCAUUGUGCAUCAACAACGUAAUCAUAGGGGAGUUCUGUCUCAUCAGCAUUUCUGUUAUUAACUCGAUAAUACUAAACAGACAUUUAAGAUUUGUUGGACUGCAUGCAAAGCAGGUUUUGCCUCCAACUCAUUUAGUGGAUCAUUUAGCAUCAGACUGCGCCCUGCUUUUUCUAAAUGCAAGCACAUGAUCGGGUUCCUGUUAAAAGGAUUUUAUGUGAUGGUCGAAAACAUUGAAGAGCAAAGACAAUACCGGAUUUUACAAGUAGCUACUUUUAAGAAUCUGACUUCGCCCUGAGUCAGCUUUUUUGGGUUAUGUCUUUACCAUCCAGAGACCUUCAUUUUUAGCCAAUCUUGCAGAUGAGCAUGUUUCUAUCAGGGCCAUUAUUUUGUAGCUGGCAGUUUUGGUGUUGCCAUCCUGCUGGAAGGUGAGCCUCCGCCCUCGUCUCCAGUCUUUUGCAGCCUCUAACCGGUUAUCUUCCAGUCUUGCCCUGUAUUUAGAUUCAUCCACCUCACCAUCAACUCGGACCAGCUUCCCAGUCCCUCCUGAGGAAAUGUAUCCCCACAACAUGAUUCAAGGUAGUGUUAGUUUUCUGCCAUGUGAUAUUAAGCUUGUAACCCAAUGAAUUUAUUCUCAUUUGGCCAGCAGACCUUCUUGACCAUAUUGUGGGUCUCUGCCGUUCCUCUAGAGUUACCUUUUGGUUGCUUCCCAAAUAUAUGCUGUCCUAACCCGACCUAUAAGUUUAAUUGGAUGGGCAUAUAUUCUUCACAGCGGUGUGUCUAUGUAAUGCUAGUCAAUGACAUAAAAUCCCAAUAGAAUACACACGAAUAUUAUGACGAUAUUAUAACUUAUGGAAAUUAAUGGAGCAAAAACAAAAGGCUGUCCACUGGGAAUAAAUAGCUUGUUAGCAUAAAAAACCAUGCAUAGGAGUAAAGCUUCUCCCAAUCUUAUAUUUCUGUGCCCCACUUCUGUCAUAAUUAUGCCUUCUAUUGAGUACGUACCUUUUUCCAUCUAAAGAAGGACGUGGAAUCCUACAUGACAGCCAAUCAGGGACCACGCGUCAAAUUGAGAUGAGACACUUUGCGUCCCUGAACUGCUUCACCACGCAGCCAAUAAGAAGGAAGUUAAUGCAGAACUGAAGACACUAGUCUCUAGAUGUCAUUCACAAGAUGAAGCUUUUUAUUUUAUAAAACAUUUCCAUAAGAAUAGAGCAUUCACAUUCAUUGGUAUACUAGCAUUAAAAGGCAAGGUAAAGUUGCACACAAGAGAAGUGGCUUUCCUUUUUUUUUUUUUUUUUUUUAAUAGUACCUCAAAAUGUAGAUUUAUUCUAUGGCAAACUGGCUACAAAAAUAUCAACAAAUUUAUUGCAAAUUCCUGCCAUAUUUCGUAACUGAACAGUGUCACAAAUGCUGCAUGCAGAAAUGUUAGGAGAGAUUACAAAUGUUGAUAAACUUAGGAAUUAAAACAAUCUUCAGUGACACAACCAAAUCCAAAAGGCUGCUUUAAAAAUGAAGCAAGGAAAUGGGAAACUUUUUAGCAUCUUUUUUUUUUUUUUUUUAUUUUAAGAGCCGAUCAGAUCUGUAGCCUAAAUUCAAGCAGUCACCCAAAAAGCUUCUCAACCAAGAAUAAUCCAAGAAAUAACUUAAAAAAACAGCAGUAAUGAUAUCAGAACCUGUACAGGUAAAAAAAUAAUUCAAAUAUGUAGGCAAACAGUGUACUUUAGUGCACAAAAUACAGCAAAAAAGGCUUAGUUUUGUCAAUUUGCAGGUAUUUUUUUAGAUUUGGGCUAAAAAGUUUGGCCUGUGCAGCUGAUAAGGUCUAUGAUCACCUAAAUUAAAUUUGCCCCCGUGAUCUACAGCGUUUGGUUACAUUACAGUAAAUGCAUCAGGCAAUACGAACUCAUGUGGAAACCUCCUGUCUGAAUAAUUUCAGUCCCUGCAUAGGAAACUUGAUUCUUUCUCCAUACCCUGUCACUAUGUAUACACUGUUGGUUCACCCUCUCUGUCAGCACUCCUCUGUAACUGACAGCCGAGGACAUUCUCCCCAUUUUUUUUUUUUCCCCCACAGAAAAGGUCAGAAAUCAAAUCAAACCUGCCAAUCAGCCCAAGAUGUGGAGAGGAGGGGAAUGUAAUAUGUCUUUUAAAUGGUUUGGUGAGGG
This is a messenger RNA of Poecilia latipinna (sailfin molly), 4476 nucleotides long. It is a transcript of the gene tfb1m, whose product is annotated as transcription factor B1, mitochondrial. The transcript is spliced from 8 exons. NCBI's taxonomy places the organism in Eukaryota, Metazoa, Chordata, Actinopteri, Cyprinodontiformes, Poeciliidae. The record is from RefSeq and is a predicted model, not a curated record. Gene Ontology annotation, molecular function: rRNA (adenine-N6,N6-)-dimethyltransferase activity; mitochondrial transcription factor activity. Bases 115 to 1173 code for a protein of 352 amino acids. Gene Ontology annotation, cellular component: mitochondrial matrix. Gene Ontology annotation, biological process: rRNA methylation; transcription initiation at mitochondrial promoter.